Pyrus x bretschneideri (Chinese white pear) is the source of this 2245-nucleotide messenger RNA. RefSeq names its product GRAS family protein RAM1-like. The transcript has 2 exons. The record is from RefSeq and is a predicted model, not a curated record. Gene Ontology annotation, cellular component: nucleus. Bases 1 to 2100 code for a protein of 699 amino acids. Lineage: Eukaryota; Viridiplantae; Streptophyta; Magnoliopsida; Rosales; Rosaceae. Gene Ontology annotation, molecular function: DNA-binding transcription factor activity; sequence-specific DNA binding. Gene Ontology annotation, biological process: regulation of DNA-templated transcription.
AUGAUCAAUACUCUUUCUGGGAGCAUGGGGUCUGUCAAGAGUGAGAACUCAUGCACCUCGGACCUCAAACCGCCGUCUCCGACGGAAUCCACGACGAUGUCUAUGUCCAUCUCAGAAUGUAAGAAAACCACAACCCCUCCAUCCUCCGAGUUGGAUCAGCAAAGCAGCUUAACUCCACCGAGCCUCAACUUUCCGACGCUCAAGUUCGAGGUAGACGAUGUUGAAGUCCAAUCUCCCGACCAUUCCAUCUGGGAUUCUUUGUUCUCCGAACAAUUCGAUACAGAUUUCAUGGUCUUAUCGCCCGUCCCAAACAACAUGCCGAACUCGCCCCAAAACGGUGGUUCGGCAAUUCAUCAGAAUUACAAUUACAACUACGCUCAGUCCAUGCAAGGGCAGAGUCUGUCGGGCUGCUCUCCCCCUAGAUUUUCGCCGCAUAUCGGAGCGUUCAGCAGCACGCACAACCCUAAGGGCAAGGGACUCAGCCCGCUCCGUAGGGUUUUCAACUCUCCUGUCAACCAAUACAUGCAGCCCGCUGAUCAGAACAUGCAGUCACUCCCUGUUUCCAUCGAAGACUUCUUGGACGAUUAUCAACGUGACGGAUUCAUAGCGGCCUACCCGACAACAACAUCGUCCAGGAUGUCAGGAAGCUCGUCGCAGUCUUACAAUCAUCACGAUCACUUGCCAGCAUCAUCGACAGUUCCAUCCACCAUGUUGGACUGCAUGCCGAUGCAUAACUCUGCGAGGUUUAGCAGAUCGGAGAGCGAAGAAUCGUUGGUUACCGCUGGUAAUUCUCAGUUGACCCAAGAGAGCAGCAGGGGUAGUGGCUAUCAGCAGAUGGGCGGCGCGCCACUUUCACAACAAUUGCAACAAGAACGCAUGCAAGAGAAGCAGCAACAGCCGCUCAUGCAGCCGCACAAACACCACCAACACCAACAGAACCUUCAUUACAAUAUGAUGCCGCCUAUGGCACAUGAGCAGGAACAAGAUGGCGGGCUCCAACUAGUACACCUCCUUCUUGCCUGCGCUGAGGCGGUUGCAAAAGAAGACUACAUGUUAGCAAGAAGGUACCUCCACCACCUGAACCGAGUGGUGAUGCCACUCGGCGAUUCCAUGCAGCGUGUCGCUUCUUGCUUCACAGAAGCCCUAAGCGCACGCCUGGCCGCCACUCUAACCACAACCCCUAGCGGUUCCGCCCCGAAACCCUUCUCUCCUUUCCCUCCAAACUCCUUUGAAAUCCUCAAAAUUUACCAAAUAGUCUACCAAGCCUGCCCCUACAUCAAAUUCGCACACUUCACCGCCAACCAAGCCAUCUUCGAGGCUUUCGAGUCCGAAGAACGUGUACACGUCAUCGACCUAGAUAUUCUUCAAGGAUAUCAGUGGCCGGCUUUCAUGCAGGCCUUGGCUGCCCGCCCAGGCGGGGCUCCCUUUCUACGCAUAACAGGGGUGGGCCCCUGCAUAGAGGCAGUGAAAGAGACAGGCCGGUGUUUGACCGAAUUAGCCCUCUCUCUUCACGUCCCAUUUGAGUUCCAUGCAGUUGGGGAGCAACUGGAAGAUCUCAAGCCACACAUGUUCAACCGGAGGAUUGGCGAAGCGCUGGCUGUGAACACCGUUAAUCGACUCCACCGAGUUCCGGUCAAUUGCCUAGGGAACUUGCUAGCCAUGAUCCGUGACCAAGCACCCAACAUUGUGACAUUGGUGGAACAAGAAGCAAGUCAUAACGGGCCCUAUUUUUUGGGUAGGUUUCUCGAGGCUUUACAUUACUACUCGGCGAUUUUUGACUCGUUGGACGCGACAUUCCCACCGGACUCGGCACAGAGGGCGAAGGUGGAGCAGUACAUAUUUGCGCCGGAGAUACGCAACAUCGUGGCUUGUGAAGGGGCGGAGCGGACGGAGAGGCACGAGAGGUUGGAAAAGUGGAGGAAGGUGAUGGAGAGUAAAGGGUUUAAGAGCGUGCCGCUGAGUGCGAACGCGGUGACUCAGUCGAAGAUUUUGCUAGGGUUGUAUUCUUGCGACGGGUAUAGGAUGACGGAAGACAAAGGUUGCUUGCUCUUGGGGUGGCAAGACAGGUCUAUUAUGGCUGCUUCUGCAUGGAGAUGCUGAUUUUUUUGCUUUUACGUACACGUACGUGCCUGCUAAUUUGUUUUUCUUUCUAAAUUGGAUCAGAUUUCCUUUUUUUUGUUUAGAUAAUAUUAUUUGUCUAAUUAAGAAGAUCCAUGCAAAAAAUCCAAAGAAGAACAAGGUUGGA